Messenger RNA from Neopsephotus bourkii (Bourke's parrot), 5785 nucleotides. It is a transcript of the gene MARCHF1, whose product is annotated as membrane associated ring-CH-type finger 1. The transcript is spliced from 11 exons. Gene Ontology annotation, biological process: immune response; protein polyubiquitination; antigen processing and presentation of peptide antigen via MHC class II. Gene Ontology annotation, molecular function: MHC protein binding; zinc ion binding; ubiquitin protein ligase activity. Bases 213 to 1955 code for a protein of 580 amino acids. Lineage: Eukaryota; Metazoa; Chordata; Aves; Psittaciformes; Psittacidae. Gene Ontology annotation, cellular component: cytoplasm; lysosome; early endosome membrane. The record is from RefSeq and is a predicted model, not a curated record.
GCGGGGCGUGGCGGGAUCGCCGCGCCGGGCUGGCGGCUGUCGGGCGGCGGGAUGGAUCGGAGGGUGAUACCUGGUACCCGGCUCCCUAAGGCACCUCGGCCCGCCGCCGGAAAUGAACCCAGGAAGUAAUGUGAAGGGCCAUGUGAAGCUCUGUCAUAGCAGAAAUUUUCUAAAAGAUUGCUUUACCUAGCUGAGCUUGGCAAAGCAAGGAUAUGAACAAUUAUACAGAUUUCUGUAGUUCCAGUGCGGGAGACUGCCAGCAAUGGGAGAAGUUCAAUGGGCAGAAACAAAGAGAAGAACAAGGAAGUCGAGAAUUUCAGCAAUUAAGAAAGGAUAAGUGGAAGGAGAAAAUGUUGGGCUGGUGCCAAGCGAUAGCUCGUAACCCUCACAGACUUCCAAACAGCACAAGAACACCCGAGGUCUCAGGUGAUGCUUCACGUAACUCUACUUUGAAUGACAAAUCCCCAGGGCGUUCCACAAGUCGAUCAAGCAACAUUUCAAAGGCAAGCAGUCCUACAACAGGAACAGCUCCCAGGAGUCAGUCACGGUUGUCUGUCUGCCCUUCCACUCAGGACAUUUGUAGAUCUACUACCUUGCAUGAUUUGUCAGAAGAUGAGCUUGAACAUGCAACCCCUGUUAUGGUGUUGACCCCUUCUAAUAGGGAGUCUGGUAAGAAACAAGUAAAACGAAGGUUUAGGCGGAAAAGAGAGACUGGAGACACUGGUGAGCAUGCAGAAAAGCAAAGAAAAGGGAAAGACUGUAAACUGCAUCCUGAGCCUGCAAGGUCCAGUUGGAAUGCAUCUGAUUCAUCAUCAUCUUCGGAUGAGAGUCAGUGGGCUCAGGCUAGGAGGAGAGCAAGAGAAAAGGCCAGAAUACCCAGGAGAGGGAGAAGGAACACUAGAUCAUGCAUUAACCAGGAUGGGUCCUCAAACAAUAAUGCUGUUGAACUUGUCACUUUGGGGACAGUGGGGAAAAACAAGCAAGAGGUAUCUGACCCUGAGAAUCCUACUUUAAAUCACCGCCGAAGAAGGGUUCCAAGGCUAAAGGAAUCACAGUCUUCAGUGUCAUCUCAGGAAGCAAGGAUUUCCUCAAGAAAAUGUGGAAAAAGCAAAGGAAAAAGCUACUAUGGAGAUCGGCACCCUGCAUCUUUCUUUAGACACAGUAAAGAUUUGAAGGACUGCUUUGCAGAGGGAGGCUCUGGGAGUGAUGCUCUGGCAGUCCCCAAUAAUGGAGCACCUGCUGGGGCAGGGCCCAGUGUGACUGACGAUGUUCAGAAGCCUUCAGUGUUGUAUGAUGACUUAUCUGAUGAUUUAGAAGUAUGCAGGAUCUGUCACUGUGAGGGAGAUGAUGAAAGUCCCCUCAUCACACCGUGUCGCUGCACAGGGACCCUGCGCUUUGUUCAUCAGGCCUGUCUGCACCAAUGGAUUAAAAGCUCAGACACACGCUGUUGUGAGCUCUGCAAGUACGACUUUAUAAUGGAGACCAAGCUCAAACCUCUUCGGAAGUGGGAGAAACUACAGAUGACAACAAGUGAGAGGAGGAAAAUAGUUUGUUCAGUCACAUUCCAUGUAAUUGCAAUUACCUGUGUUGUUUGGUCAUUGUAUGUUUUAAUUGACAGAACCGCUGAGGAAAUUAAACAAGGCAAUGAUAAUGGUGUCCUUGAAUGGCCAUUUUGGACAAAACUCGUUGUGGUGGCCAUUGGAUUCACGGGGGGCCUGGUCUUCAUGUACGUGCAGUGUAAGGUGUAUGUUCAGCUGUGGCGCAGGUUGAAAGCCUACAACAGAGUGAUCUUUGUUCAGAACUGCCCAGACACCACCAAAAAACUGGAGGACAAGAACUCUUUGUGCACUCAGACCUCAGAUAUCAAGGACGCAGUAGUGGUGCCAGUAGCACAGACAAGUACAAACUCUCAGCCAGAAGCUGAAGAAAUGAUGUCUGAGGUCAUGCCAGUUUGACAGAGGCAGCACUGUUUCUUCCUUGCAGAAUAAGGUGUAGUGUUUUGUACACUACAAAUGCUAAAAGAGAGCAGAAACGACUGUGCAUUUUUUUCAGUUAAAAAGAACAAAAACCACACAGAAAACAAAAUCCUACAAGGAAAAUGGAUCCAGCAAAGCAACUUGUUACUGUAUGGAAUGUGACCGUUUGUGAAGUAGUUCCUCAAUUAGUCACCAAGUGUAGUGAAAGUGGAAGUAAGUGUAGAAAGUGCAAUAGAGAACAGGUUUAACAGACAAUGCCAAACCAAUGUGACAAUAGUAGUUUUUUUUUUUUUUUUUAAUUUAAAUUUGAUGGCUGGGAAAGUAGGAAGAGACCUGAUAGAAUCAUUUUGUUUACGGAGAACAAAAACCUUUAAUCUGUUUACUACUAAGAGUUGUGUAUUUGCUAUUUAUCUUCUUAAAAGAUACACUUCAAGAGGGUACCAGUCAAGUUAUACGCAUUAACUGAAGUACAAAGAGCUGUAUCUCAGUACUCAUUCUCUAAGCCUCAUAUGGUAACAAACAUUCAUGUGACUACAGUGGAGCCUGAAAGUUUGGGCAGCUCUGUCAACUGAGGAUAUUUGAGACAUUUGAAGGGUAGUAUUGUUCUGAAUAUGCCUGAAUUUUUGAAAAGUAAGUAACUCCAACCAGUAUAAACUCAUGUCUCCAUAAGCUACAGAUAUUUUUUUAAGUACAGCUGUCUGCAAAACAAAAACAGGAAGGAGAGAAUGUGUAGGUACGUAUUUAGAAGAGCAGCUCAGCUGUUCAUUUUGCUUUGUAAGAGUGAAUUAGACAUAAUUUGGAUGCACAAAGAUGUGAGGCAGAACUAUAAAUGAAUAAAAAUGCAGUUCAGUGCAAACCACACACAAGUAGGUAGCAUAUUAUCAAAGGUCUGAAAAAGGAUGACACACUGGGAAGAUGGAAGCCAAUUUUGGUUUUAUUUUUUAAGAUUCGUGAUACAGGACAGUAGACGUAAGAGAAUAUACUCACAUAUUUUAACAGAACAUUAGUUUUUAUCUCCUUGUUCUGAAAAGUUAGUUUUUAUCUUCCUGACUGAAAAAAUAAAUCAAUGGUUUCCCUCUGUACAGGUAAACUUGAGGUGUUAGAGAUUUACAGUUCAGUUAACUUCUUUGUGUUUUGAACAUCCUCAUAUAAAAAUGAAGUGUGAAUAGCAUUAAAAGGUGCAAUAGAUAAAUGAAUGUAGAUGUAAUACUGUGUCCAACAGGGUGAAUUAUAUAUAAAGAGCCGUUUUUGUGAUUCACUUCUCAUAUCUGUGAUGUUUACCAUCAGGACACAACAGCAAGUAUUGACCUGCAGUAGUUAUGUACUGGCAUGGAUAAGUCUGGGGCCUGAAAGUAAUAUAUAUUAAAAAAAAAAAAAAUUGAAGUUCUUUUUUUGUUUGUUUUUAAUCUUUUAUUUAGGUAAAGGAGGAAAAGCAAACAAGCAAAUAAAGAACCAGAGUAAAGAGGAUAGGAAAGGACAGGUUCAUUCAAAGGGGCAAAUCUGCCACAAUUACAAGUGAAUAGACUUCUACAGAAGCCUUGGUAAAUUUCCUCUUUACACACUCAAAUAUCUGUAAUUAAUUAACAGAAUAAGUCCAUUCUUGCAAUUAUCCAGGGUGCUGGGCCUAAGAUGUAUUAGAGUUCAUAUAUUAGGCGUUCCUUUGUGAAUGUGUUCACUGGCUUAAGGCUCAGGGAACAUUGGAAGUGGCAAUAUUAGCAAGAAAUGUGUCUUUUAUCAGACCAUUAUGUUCUUUUAUAUUGGAAUUGCUCAUGUAAUUUUGCUGUGACUAAGUGAUUGUCAUCUGGCUAGACAGAACCCAAAAUCCUGGGGCUUGAACAGGCCCUAAAUACAUGUUAAUACUUACUGUUACUCCAGGUGAAUUGGAUUAAUGGUUAAGUUUUUUCACAUAACAACACACACUUUACGUAUAAAAUAACUUUCCAAUUAUACAAUUUCAAAUUAAAAUUAUAGCAGCUUCUCAUUUGAAAUUACAAAGAAGAGUAAACAAAUCAUUUCUCUGUAAUUGUGGAGAAGGCUUCAGAAGGCCUUCGGAAAACAAUGACAGUACUGAGAAAUUCUUCGUAACUGCACGUUUAAAACAGCCUGUAAAGGCAUGGUUUUCAAAAAGUGUAAAUUCACUUGCUAAAAAGUAAAUCUUAAAUCUGAAGUCAGACACUUAAAAUUACUAGCUGCAUCUAAAUGUUUGGGAGGAUGUAUACAAUAAAACCUGAUGAAUCAUAGCAAAAUUGACUGACAAGGAGCAUUAUUAUGGAAGAAAAAAUAACAGCUUUAUGCAAUAAUCAGAGAUUUUCUUACAAAGUGACAGUAAACCUGCUUCCUUAGCCAGCUUGUUCUUUGACGUGCGAUAGCAUUAUGACCCCAUUGAAAAUACAUUAUCCCCCAUUUUGGCAGUUUACUAGAGACCAAUUCACAUUGGCUUUUUUCUUUAUUCAAGAAUUCAACUCAAAGAAAGUACCUGAGGCUUCUGUAGUAUCCAACAAGAUUACUGUACAUUUUUUUAAAUAUACUGAAGAGUUGGCCACAGAACAGACAACUUAACCUACAGAUUUUAUACUGAUGACUUCAACUUCAAAAUGCUAUUUUGGCACUCAUCUCAACUACAUGUGCAACCAAGCUUACAGUUAGUGAAAUACAAGAACAGAGAAAGGCUUCAGUUGAAAUUCGUCCUCUCCCUUUGAAAUAUUGAUUUGGAUAGCAGGAAAAGGAGCAAAAUGGGACACUGUCUGCUAAGACAGACAGCAAGUCUGCAGCUCGAAGCAGUCUUUAACCUUUUAAAGCAUUACAGUAUUAGCCCGUGCAUCCCUCUACCUUCUUAGGUGCACUGGAUAUUCUAGAGCUUUCGGGGAUUUCAUGCAGGAUUGGAAUUUGCUUGUGAAGCGAGAUGCUACCUCUUUAAGAGGGCAAGGAGCUAUUCACACCACCAUGCCUUGGAUACAGGUCUGCAUGGAUAAGGUGCACAAAUACAGACACCAGACUGCUGCUUACCAGCCAAUGUUUUUUCAUUCCUACACAAAGCACAAUUUUCUCUAUCAAUUUAAUAACCACAGGAUUCUAUCCUGCAAAAAAACAGUAUGCUGAAAAUUCUAAGAUACAUUCUAUGAUUUUUUAAUGAAAAUUACAUAUAAAAUAAGGAUCCAUAGCAAACUGCCUGUGUAGCCACAGUGCAUUCUCAGGCAAAGAUGCUGGCAGUGGAAUUUAGCCUUGGCUAAACCCACAAGGGCAGAACCUUGCACUGAGCAGCCAUUACCAAGAGCAGCUUAAUCUGCAUUCUUGUUUAAAAAGUUUUAAUGUAGGUAGAAGUAAUCUGGUUUCAGAUCAGAUCUGGAAUUUUAAAGUACUCUUAACCUGUGAAUAAACACAUUUCCUGUUGUAAGUUACAAGCAUUAUAAAAUUUAUUUCAAACUGGCGUAAAUAUACCACUUUUGACUCUCAUGAGCAUUACAAAGAUUCCCAACUAGUCCAACUGUGCCAUUCACACACUGCUCUAUCUGAAGGCAGUGUUUAUUUUUGUUGUGUAGAAAAAAACAGUAACUCCCCAUCACCAGAACAAUCUAUUUAUAAUUAAUUUCUAAUAAUGCAAUGAAACUUACUCUAAGGUGAAAAUAUUUUACUGUGUAUAAUAUUUGGAACUACAAGUUUGUGUUACUUGUUUAACUCCCUCUCUUUUGCAAAAGAAAAAUUGUGGUUGAAUGUGUAUUGAAAGAGAGAAGACAAGGGAAACAAAAGUAAUGUAUCGCUUAUUGUUGUGAAAAAAAAUGUAUUUGUAUUAAACAAAUGACCUAAAUUAC